CGUGGUUAACACGACGUUAACAGCUUCUGAUCGCAAUACCGAUGCACGAAACGUAAUAAUAAUAAUAAUAACAGUAGUACCAUGAAGCGUGAAUUACAAUUCUGCAUCCUCAUACAUUUGAUCACCGGGUUUGCAACAGUGACGCUACUCGACGUGUGCCCUCGCAAUCUGUCGUCCAAGAGAAACGCAACCGAGAACAAUACCGAUCACUUGUCGUACAGACUUCCCAAAGAUGUCGUCCCGACGAAAUACACUGUUCAUUUGGAGAAGAACGAGAGAGACUUCACGUAUCUCGGAUUGGUGUCGAUACUACUGAAAGUCCUCGAACCGACAAACACUAUCGUGUUGCACAGCGAUGGUUUGCGUAUCGUAGAGGAACAGGUGACUCUUCGUCGAAGCAAAUCUCCUUCGAGCCUCGAGAAUAUCCUGUGCCAGUUUCACGAUCGAGAAAGGCAGUUCUACGUUGUAAAAACCGAGAGGGUACUGGAGCCCAGUGAGUACACGUUGACGAUCGAGUUCGAGGGUGAGAUACGAGACGAUGUGUUUGGAUUUUACCGGAGCUUCUACAAAGAAAAUGGCAGGACAAAGUAUAUUGACAUACAUAUGUUGAUGAGAGAGUUUGCUAAGCGAUUGAAAUACAAAACAGAUACUCCAAAACUUUAUCGUUAUUAAAAUCACUUUAAUAUCGAUAAUAGUAUUAAAAUUUACAUGCUUUUUGUAAACAGAAACGAGUACAUAUUCGAAGCAACACCACGGAUGUCCACGUACCAGUUAGGCUGGGCGAUGCACGACUUCGUUUCCGAAUCGUCGACGAAUCACCUCCGAUUUUCGCAGAGUUUUCGAAUGUGGACGCGACGAUCGAUGAAUCACCGUGGAUCGAUCGCUCUGAAUCAAGGCCAGUCGAUCUACUCGUUCCUGAACCAUUGGCUCCUCGUCGACAAUCCAAUCCCGAAGAUGGAUCAGAUCGCGGUUCCCGAUUUCAAUUUCCACGCGAUGGAAAACUGGGGCAUGAUCACGUACAGAGAGUCUGUGGUGUUGUACGACGAUUGGCUAACACCUACGAGAAACAUGCUCGACGGAUUCACCACAAUGGCCCACGAGUACGCUCACACGUGGUUUGGCAACCUGGUCACACCAGCGUUCUGGGACGUUGCUUGGUUAAAGGAGGGCCUCGCCUCGUAUUUCCAAUAUUUCGCAGUGUCGAUGGUGCAGCCAACAUGGAGAAUGAUGGACAAAUUCGUGGUAGAUACGUUGCAAGCUGCGAUGUUGCUGGACUCGGCGGAUCACGACAGAGUUAUGAACGGGAGGAACGUUGGAUCUCCUAAUAGCAUCAUGGCGGUGCUAGAUUUCGUUUCGUACAAAAAAGGUGCGUCUGUGAUCCGCAUGCUCUCUCACGUGAUCGGUGAAUCAGCGUUUCGAGAUGGUUUACGAAGCUACGUGAAAAACAUGUCGUACGAUGCAGCCACUCCACACGAUCUGUACAGACAUCUGCAAAGUUCCACUGACAACCACGGCCAACUGCCGAGAAAUAUGUCGAUUAAAGGUAUCAUGGAAUCGUGGACGAACCAACCAGGAUAUCCUUUGGUGACUGUCACCAGGAAUUACGAUACGGGAACGUUCAUCGUGUCGCAGAAACGGUUUCGUUGGAACAAAACUGGCGGUCAGUCGCAGUCGGAAUUGAAAUGGUGGAUACCAUUGACCUUCACUACUGAAACAGCCAGGAAUUUCUCCGCCGUCAAACCGAGAUACUGGCUGAAGCGAAAAUGUGAAAAUUUCACAGCGCCACUCAAUAUUUCCUCGAGCAGAUGGAUUAUUUUCAACAUCCAGCAAACUGGAUAUUAUCGAGUGAAUUACGACGAAGACAAUUGGAAGAUGAUCGCGCGUUACUUGAGCUCGAAGGAUUUUCUGAAGAUACACCGAGUGAACAGAGCUGCUCUCAUAGACGACGCGUUUAAUUUAGCCAGAGCAGGUUAUAUAGAUUAUUCGAUCGCGUUUAACCUCUCGAAAUAUUUGGUCCAAGAGAUCGAUUACGAGCCGUGGGUCGCUGCUGUCAAUAAUUUGAAGUUUCUGAACAACAUGUUGAGCGGGACGAGGGUGCAACGAGCUUUUCAAGAGCAUGCAAAUCGUUUAUUACAACCGAUGUACAAGCAACUGAAUUUCACGGAUUCCAAAGACGAGGAUAUUAACGCAAAACUGAACAAAGAGCUAAUCCUAACGACUUCUUGUUUAGUACGCAGCGUCGAUUGUUUAAACGUCUCGGAAUCAUUGUUUCGCAAUUGGAUUACAAAGCCUAAUGAAACUAUACCGCGAGAUGUUAAGAGUUUCGUUUAUUGCGAGGGAAUUCGUAGCAGUGGCGGAAAAGAUUGGUACUUGGUGAUGGAUAGAUGGUUGAACACCGAUCUACAGACUGAGCAAGAUCUAUUGCUGCAAGGCCUUGGAUGUACACGAGAAUCUGAAUUGAUCAAUUCGUAUCUCGAAUUAUCAGUAACAGAUGAGCAAAAUGUCCGUAAACAGCAGAGAAUGAUGAUAGUGAAUGCCAUUUUAGAUGGAAAUGUCGAGAACGUGGAUCACGUUUUGGAAUUCGUUCGGUCGAAUUUACAGAGAAUCAUCGAACUAAGGGGAAACGAUUUUUUGGGAAAGGUGAUUAGCGGUAUUGGAGAAAGGAUGAAAACGAGGAAACAAACAGAAUCGCUACGUGCGUUUAUUCAAGGACAUUCCGAACAAUUAGGAUCAACGUUGGAUGCAGCGAAGAAGGCACUGUCCGUGGCUUUGAAAAAUGUGGAAUGGAUUAAGAAAUACCUACCUGGUAUCGUUCGAUAUUUCACAUGACACAUUCAGUACAUGACAGUAUCAACAACCUGUUAGAGUGAAAUUGUAACAGUUUCCCUCUUCAAACGGAAGAAGGAAAAAAAAGAAAAGCAUUUAAUAGAACAAUUGUACGUUAUCGAAUAAAAAUAUUUCCUCCAUAACUCUUGUUACUCAAUCGUUUUAUAUAAUUAAC
This is a messenger RNA of Frieseomelitta varia, 3001 nucleotides long. RefSeq names its product aminopeptidase N-like. The record is from RefSeq and is a predicted model, not a curated record. Gene Ontology annotation, molecular function: metalloaminopeptidase activity; peptide binding; zinc ion binding. Gene Ontology annotation, biological process: peptide catabolic process; proteolysis. The transcript has 9 exons. Gene Ontology annotation, cellular component: cytoplasm. NCBI's taxonomy places the organism in Eukaryota, Metazoa, Arthropoda, Insecta, Hymenoptera, Apidae.